Messenger RNA from Centruroides sculpturatus (bark scorpion), 7701 nucleotides. RefSeq names its product ATP-binding cassette sub-family A member 3-like. The transcript is spliced from 18 exons. The record is from RefSeq and is a predicted model, not a curated record. NCBI's taxonomy places the organism in Eukaryota, Metazoa, Arthropoda, Arachnida, Scorpiones, Buthidae. Gene Ontology annotation, molecular function: ABC-type transporter activity; ATP binding; ATP hydrolysis activity. The coding region runs from base 3282 to 7262 and encodes 1326 amino acids. Gene Ontology annotation, biological process: transmembrane transport; lipid transport. Gene Ontology annotation, cellular component: membrane; intracellular membrane-bounded organelle.
AGUAAUUUUUCUGGUAUAACUAUACUCCGUUUAUUAGUUAAAAAUAAAAUUUAAAGGUAAACCCUGAGCAAGAACUUUAUUAAUACUGAUUUUAAUGGGAAAGACAUAACUCAGAAGACAAAAAAGAUUCUUUAAAAUGGUCUGAAGGGGGCUGGCUAGGUUUACUGACCUGAAAUAUAUUUUUGUAGCCAAAAUGUACCAAAAUGAAUAAAAGAAUCUUUUUUUGAUAUUAUGUGAUUAUUUGAUAUUUUGAUAUGAAUAUUAUGUGGUAAUAUUGAUAUUGAUGAGGUUCCUGCUCAGAGUUUACCUUUAAUUUUUAUUUUUAAUUAAAAAUUACCAAUUCAGCAACUUAAAACUUCUUUUUUUAAAGUUUUAAGAAUAUAAUAUCAAUUAAAUACAGAAACUAUUCCACUUUCAGCACCAGGGUGAAACGUACACUACACUAUCCGGAACCUGUAAUCGGUGCGUAACGCGUAUAUACUAUAUAUUGCUGUUGACAAACGUUUUCGAGCGAUCUCUUUGCUCUUCUUCAGGUCAAUUGGAAUUCCCUGGACAGAGUGUAUACUAUUUGUUGGGAUCGGGUGUCAAUUCCGACAGGGUAGGUCUUUUCUGACAUGUGCGGUCGCACGGUGGGGGAGGAAGUGGUGGGUUGGCAUCCAACAGUGAUUGCCAGAGACAGAGUCAGAUCUUCCUUCCGGUUAACGCACAUGGUUAGCCGACCAGCGUUGUAGAUAGCCGCAGCCUCUAGCCACCUUAGAUGCUCUUGGUGGGGUGUGUUGAUGAUAACAGUAGCUUUUUCAAAUCGCGCUUCGAUUUCGGGAUCCGACGCAUAGGUGGCCAAUGCUGUGGUUAGUCUCCCGUGUCAGAUAUCUGCCUGGUGUUCACGUAGGCGGGUGUUCAAGGAACGUUUGGUCAAGCCGAUUUAUAACAAGUCUUCGUUCUUCCUGUUGUCCCUGAUUGGGAUAGAAUAGACUCCGGGAAGUCUGGUGCGAUUGGGAGGGUCUUUAUCAUUCCACGGAAUACGGAAAAUUGUGGGACAUCUGUAUGCCAACCGUAUCCCGUGUUCUCUGGCUAUCCUCCUAUGUACUGUCUUAAGGUAUGGGUUAAAUGUGAUGGGGACUCGUGCCAAACCGUCUUGCUGUGGGUCGGCAAUGUUACCUGCAGUCAGGGCGUGUUUCCAGCAUUGGUAUCAUUCUAUUAAGCAGCAUGUCAUGUUCGGAAACCCGUGCUCAGUUGCUGUCUUCCUGAUGCGGGCUAAUUCGGUUGUCAGGGCUUGCUUGGUGGAUGAGUGUGAGAAUGCCCUUUCUACCAGAGCUCUAAAGGUGGCUGCCUUGUAUGGGAAAGGGUCACAAGAAUCGGCUGGUAUGUACGUGGGGGUGGCUGUGGGUUUGUGGUAUACGGCCACGUGGAUGUUGGGUCCUACUAUUUUUAUUCCAAUGUCUAGAAAAUCGACCUCCUCUGUACUAGUCUGCUCUAGUUCAACCAUCAGACCGAAAGGGUUGUUGUUGAUGGUUCUGAUGAAGGAUGUCAUGUCAGGGAUCUCUCUUCAUAUGAUAAGAAUGUUGUCUACGUAUCUUUUACAUAUUAGGAGGUUAGAAAGGAAAGGCGGGAGAGCCUUACUCUCGAGGCGUCUGACGACCAUUUCACAGAGGUCGCCUGACAGUAGUACCCAUUGGUACACCACUCUUCUGCUGGUAAAUGGUGCCAUCAAACUUAAAAACAGAAUCGUAACACAUGAGGGCUACUGUUAUUUACCUUUUAGCUAAGAGACCUAGUGCUGGCUGAAAAAAAAUAAAAAUACCAGUCAUAAUUUUUUCAAUUUGCCCCUCUAGCUCCCAAUGAUUUAUUCCUGGUAUGGGACUGAUGCCCUUGUAUAUUCUGGAUGAUUUAUUGCAGUUUCUGGAGAAGGACUAUGGAAAUUCAUCUUUCUGCUCAUUGCUUGGGCACACAGAGCUUCUAAAUGACUUGCUGCAAAGCAAAUACUAAACAUUAUUUUUAUUUUUUUUCCUAGGUUUUCUUUUAAGUUAGUGAAAACAAGUACUAAUGUAAGUCUUUUGUAAAAGUAAAGUGGCAUAAAGUGAACUUUCAUAAAGCUGAUGAUAUCUGUAAUUGAUAAAAUUUUCAUUUAUUUAAUUAGUUAUUGCAUUGAUUAACAUAUUAGCCUAAAUAUAAGUCAAUCCCAAAUAUAAGUUUACUCCCAAUUUUGGCAUCUUUACUUUUUGAAAAAAAAAAAGAUGUGACUAUAAGUCAAACUUUUAUUAUUAAUUUUAUUUGCAUGCAAAAAAGUUAGUGGUUUGCAUUAAAAAGUUUAGAAAGUCAUUGAAACAAUACUUCAUUACUCUUAUCUUCAUCAGAAGUUUUAUUGUCAUUAGUUUUUUUAACUGUCUAAAAUAUAUUUUAUAAAGUCUAAAACAUUCAGUCAAACCUCAGGUUUUGAACACUGCUUUUCAAACAAUUUGGUUUACGAACAAAAUUUUGAACUCUUUUUUGCCCGGUUGCUGUACAGUAACUGAAUUGCCAAACUAGCUACUUGGCAGAGCUGGCCACCAAUGGUCAACUCCCUAUACUUCCUAUGUUAAAGAAAGUUGAUGGCUCAACCAAUCAAUAACAGGACAAUUCGGAAGUUAGUAGUGCUGAGAUUGUCUUGUGUCACAAUAUGAAUCAUUGAUGAUGUGCUAUUUAAAUUAUGAAUUAAGUUUGAAACCCAAGGUUUGACUAUAAUCAUAUUGAGAUACAUUAUAAUUACAUUAGAAAUUUACACUUUACACGGAAUAAGUUUUGCAGUAAAUUUUCAUCAACCUUCCUUCAAUUUUUGACACUUAAUAGCAGAGACACUAGGAGUAAAAUAAAAAUGUUACCAAAAUAAAAUUUUUGUACAAUUUAUCAAAAUUGGCUGAUUCUGUUGAAUACAAUAAAAGCAAUCAGCUUAGUUUAGUUUAUUGUUUCUUAACAAUCAAAUAUUUAUAAUUGUACCAAACACUUAAUUCCUAUCUAUAAUUUGUGGGCUGCAACAUGAUAGGUCACAAUUUGUCUGCAUUUAGCAUUAAUAAACAGUUGAUACACUGAUUUUACCAUCAUGUUAACUCUAUACAAUGCAUACCACAGAUAGUUAAUGAAAUUGAAGAAAAUUUUAAUCAGACUCCAAUAUAAGUUGAGGCUUGUAUAUAGGUUGAGAGCAAGUUUAUGCCCUUUUAAAACUGGAUUAAAACAUCAACUAAUAUUCAAGCCAAUAUGCAAGUAUUUCUUCGGCUGUAACAGGAAUAAUAUUUUUUUUUACAUUUAUGCCAUAUUUUGGUAUAUAUUUCCAUUAUAAUACACUUGCUUAUUCUGUGAAAAUAUCAUUAUGUUUAAUUUCAAAUACAGCAAUGUCUUUUGGAUGCAUGAUAUUAGCUAUGUGGGAAGGAACAGGUGCUGGAGCUCAGUGGAAAUAUCUUAGUUCUACAGCUUCACCAGAUGAUACAAUAACACUAAUUGAAGUAAUGGGAAUGAUGCUUUUUGAUACUGUUUGUCAUCUUAUAAUUACUUGGUAUAUUGAUGCAGUUUGUCCUGGAGAAUAUGGGAUUCCUCAAUCUUAUUACUUUUUUUUUACAAAAAGUUAUUGGACUGGUAAAGUUAAACCAUCAGAGAUAAAAUUCAUUCACAAAGAUGCUGCUGCAUCCAAUACUUUUAUAGAACCUGAUCCUAUAAAUAAAAAAAUGGGAAUUCAAAUUAAAGAACUUUCAAAGAUGUAUAAUAAAGGGAAAACAUAUGCAGUGAAGAAUAUUUCAUUAAAUAUGUAUGAAGGAAAUAUUACUGCAUUACUAGGCCAUAAUGGAGCUGGUAAAAGUACAACUAUUUCAAUCUUGACUGGACUUUUUCCACCAACAUCUGGAACAGCUGUAAUUAAUAAUUAUGAUAUUGUUACUGAUUCAAACAUGGUGCAUACCAGUUUAGGUAUUUGUCCACAGAACAAUGUUUUGUUUGAAGAACUUACAGUGAAGGAACAUUUACAAUUCUUUUGUAAGUUAAAAAAUUAUCAAAAAUGUGACAUUAAGGAUGAGAUAUGUAAUGUGCUUCAAAAACUUGAUUUGACAAGCAAACAGGAUACAAUGGCGAAACAUCUUUCUGGUGGAAUGAAAAGAAAAUUAUCAGUUGGAAUUGCAUUAAUUGGUGGAUCAAAGAUUGUGAUGUUAGAUGAACCAACAUCUGGGAUGGAUCCUUUUGCACGUAGGUUUAUUUGGGAUCUUCUCCUGGAGGAGAAAAAAACACGUACCAUAUUACUAACAACACAUUUUAUGGAAGAAGCUGAUAUUCUUGGUGAUAGGAUUGCUAUAAUGGCAAAUGGUGAAAUUAAAUGUUGUGGAACUUCUCUUUUUCUAAAAGGAAAGUUUGGUGGAGGAUAUAAUUUAACUGUAGUAAAAGAACCAAACUGUAUUUCUGAGAAAAUAUGCAAUUUAGUUUAUGAAACUGUUCCAGAUUCUGAACUGAAAAUCAGUACUGCAGCCGAACUUAAAUUUUGCUUACCUCGUAAAAGUGGAAUGAAUUUUGAAAAACUUUUUAAUGAACUUGAAAAAAAUAAAAAAGAACUUAAUAUAUCAAGUUAUGGUGCUUCAAUUACAACUAUGGAAGAAGUUUUUCUCAAAGUUGAUGAAUACUCUUCAAUAGGAAUAAAUCCUUUUUUAAAAGAAGAAUCAAAACUGAAAAUCAAUUAUUUGGCAAAUACCUUAUAUGAAGAUAAAAAUACUGCAUGUAUUGAUAUUUCAGUAUCAAAAUAUAAUGUAAAAUAUAUGCUCUACAUGCAACAACUAAGAGCGCUGUUUUUAAAGAAAAUAUUGAACACAUUUCGAAAUAAAUGGAUUACGGCUACUCAACUUUUCAUCCCUGUUUUAAUGAUUAUUGCAACAAUUUCAAUUAUUAAAUAUAUUCCUGAUAUAACUCAUGCACCACCACUUGAACUAACAUUGAAAAAUUUUGGAAGAACUUACAUACCGUAUUCUGUAAAUUGUUCAAACAAACUUAUUGAAGUUAUUGCCAACAAUUACCAGAUAAUUCUAAGUAAAGAAAAUAAUGUAUACAAAAUUGACACCAAUCUGAUGGAUUAUUUAUUAAAUGUCGCCAAUACAGAUUUAAGUAAUUUCACUCUUCACUUCAUUAUAGCAGCUGAAUUUUAUUGUGAUCAAAAUUCAGAUAUUAUUAAUGUAACAGCAUUAUUUAAUAAUCAAGCAUACCAUUCACCAGCAAUAUCUCUAUCAGCAUUACAAAAUGCCAUACUGGUUAGUACACUUGGUAGUUCUCACUAUCAUAUUACAACAAUAAAUCAUCCAUUACCAAGAACUCUAAGUGAAAAGACUGUCAGUAUUAAUGAAUAUAAUACAGACGCUUUUCAAUACACACAAAACACCAUUUUUGGUUUAUCAUUUGUUAUGGCAAGUUUUGUAAUUUUUGUAAUAAAAGAAAAUUCAAGUAAAGCAAAACAUUUACAGAUAAUAAGUGGUGUAAACAGAUUUAUAUUCUGGUUUUCUACAUUUAUCUGGGAUCUUUUAAAUUACAUUAUGUGUGGGAUUUUUACACUAUUGAGUUAUAUUAUAUUUAAUAUUGAAGCAUUUUAUUCAUUAGAAACACAAGCUGCAUUAUUUUUACUUUACACUAUUCAUGGAGUUGCAGUCAUACCAUUAAUAUACUGCCUUUCUUUUUUAUUUGAAGUUCCAUCUAGAGCAUUUAUUAUUCUCAGCAUUUCAUAUAUGUUUGUUGGUAAUGCAUUAACAAUAAUUAUAUCUUUACUGGAAAUUCCAUUCUUAAAUUUCAAAAAUAUUGCUAGAACUUUAGAUACCGUAUUUGCUCUUCUCUCGUCGCCAUAUUGUAUGGGACGUUCAAUAGGACUUCUUUACAAAAACUAUUAUUAUAAUAAAAUCUGUGAUAUACCUAUUGUAGAUAUUGUUUGUCAAAAUGAAAGUAGCCUUAUUUUUGAAGAAGUGAAAUCUUGUUGCAAAGACAAAUGUAUGUCCCCUUCUUUUUGUUUGGAUAGAACAGAUAAUAUUUAUUUGUGGGAAUUACCUGGUCUUGGAAAAAAUAUUAUCUUCCUAUGUUUGCAUGCCAUUUUUAAUUUUGCAAUGUUGAUUUUCAUUGAAAAGAAAGGAUUUAAAAAUUUGAAAAAAAUCUAUUAUAUUUUUAAAAAGAAACACGAUCCGAUUUAUCCCCCUCCUUUGACAUUAGACGACGACGUAAAAGAAGAGUCUGAUCGAAUUUUAAAUACUGAAUUAUCAGAGUUACAGAAAACCGACAUUGUUAUUUUGAAAGAACUGACAAAAUUUUAUCAACGUUUUUGUGCCGUAAAUAAAUUAACUCUUGGAAUAAAGAGAGGAGAAUGUUUUGGAUUACUUGGUUUAAAUGGAGCCGGUAAAACUACAACAUUUCAAAUGUUGACUGGUGAUGAACCCAUAUCAUCUGGUGAUGCUUAUUUAGAUGGAAUCAGCAUAAAAUCACAAAUUUUUAAGAUUAAACAUAGGAUAGGAUACUGUCCACAGUUUGGAGGUUUAAUUGAUAUUUUGACAGGAAGAGAAACACUUACAUUAUUUGCAAGAUUGCGUGGCGUUCCAGAGAGAGAAAUUCCUAAACAAAUUUUUAUUCUUAGCGAGAUGCUGCUUUUUACUAAGCACAUUGACAAAUUGGUGAAACAGCUCAGUGAUGGAAAUAAGAAGAAGCUUAGCACUGCAGUUGCUCUCAUGGGAGAUACUCCUGUUGUGUUUUUGGAUGAACCGACCACUGGUAUGGAUCCGGCAGCACGAAGAUGUCUCUGGAAUACUCUGAUUGCAAUUACCAAACAAGGACGUUCAAUUAUUUUGACGUCUCAUAGCAUGGAAGAAUGUGAAACUCUGUGUUCUAGAUUAGUUAUAAUGGUGAAUGGCCAAUUUUGCUGUCUAGGGAGCCCUCAACAUUUGAAAAAUAAAUAUGGGCAAGGUUUGACUCUGAUAGUUAAAGUUAAAAGAUGUAUUACCGAAGACGACACUGAUUUUGAAGCAGCACUGACAAAACACGUUAAGUUUCAAGAUAACCUAAUAGCAUUUAAGAAUUAUAUGAAGGACAUGUUUACAAAUUGCGUGUUGAAAGAAGAACACGAAAAUUCCGUUUGUUAUCAUCUGCCAGAUCCAAAAAUGCCUUGGGCUCAAAUCUUUGGAAUUAUGGAAAGUAUUAAGCCAUUAUAUAACAUAGAAGAUUAUACAAUUAAUCAAGUGACAUUAGAACAGAUCUUUUUAAAUUUUUCAAGAGAACAAAGAGGAAAUUAAUUUUGUUAGUUUAGAAUUCAAAACUUCACAUUUAUUAUAAACACUAUAUACAUAAAAAAAUAUUAAUAUAUAAUUAAAGAUGUUAAACCAAUUUACUAAUUUUCUGAUAUCAUUUAGUAACUUCUAAAUCUUAUUAUAAUAAGCAACGUUAGAAUUAUUUUAUUUAUUUCAAAAUCAUUAACUGAAGAGCUGGCAUGCAAAAGAAAAUACUACUGUGAUCAAAAAGUACCGAGAAUGCUUCAUUUAAACUAAUAUCACUAUUGUUUAUAGCACUGUAACAUUGGGAAACUGGCCCCUAUCCCAAUUUCUACGCGAAACUCCUGGGAGCAUAGAAAGCUCUCUCAGGAGGCAUAUCACCCACAUGUCAUGUGCUGUAAUCAAAUAAACUAAACCAUACAAAACAAAACAAGGGUUUAGUUGGCCUAGAUCAGUGUUUUUC